AUGCGUUUAUACUCUCUUUUAACAUCAUUUUUUAUUCUUGCUGCUGCUGGUACAGCGCUCUCUCAGACAAAUUUUUAUAGCUCGAAUACAACAAUUGGUCAAGGAUGCACAUAUCAACAAAGUGGCUAUGCCAUUUGCGUAAAUGAUCCAACACCUACCAUGACACAGAUUACCAUGCCAACUUCUUUUACAAAUGCUAUGAACAUAAUUUCGAAG
This is a messenger RNA of Dentiscutata heterogama, 216 nucleotides long. The record is from the annotation of a GenBank genome assembly. Lineage: Eukaryota; Fungi; Glomeromycota; Glomeromycetes; Diversisporales; Gigasporaceae.